CCUGCAGAUGCAGGGUGGGGGAGAACAACCCGACGUUGUGAAACAGCGUUCGCAGGAUAUAGUUACGUUGCGCAGCCUUGGAGAUGUUUAGACGUGAAUGCCCCCACAGUUGAUUUCUGUGUGCGCAUCCAGUCAGAGUCCCGUUAGAAGCCCAACAGCGACGUGAAUACAACGCCUAGAAUGCUUCAUCUUGGAACCAGACUCGCACUCUUUAGUUUAGGCUCUGGGGAGCCAGAAAAUACCAAAGGCCAGAGUCUGAAGCCUUCACAAACCCCUCAGGACUUUCCGAAGUAUGUCCGAAAACUCACUGGGUUGAAAAGCGAACAUGUUUUCUGCAACCUGCGCGUCCCGAACCAGCUUCAAACCGCCAACGAUGACAUCAACAUAGUCCUCCUCACAGGCCGAGGGGUCUUCUGCCUGGACCUGAAGCCCUGGAGGGGCGCAGUGUCGGCCCACCAGCGGGGCUGGCAUGUGCAGCUCCGUCAGGAGGGCGGAGACCUCCCCAACACCUGCGUGGAGCAGGUGGACGACCCCGUCCAGGCCAUCACGACCAAGACGGUGAACCUGUGCCACCAUCUGAAGAGGAGCGGCGUGUGCGUGCGGCAGAGCCUCUUCAUCCCCAGGGUGGUCUUCCUCUCUCCCGACUGUGAUCUGGACCAGGAGCUGAGGAAAAGGAAGGAGCUGGUGUCCUAUGACCAGCUGGACCCCUUCCUCGCCUCCUUCAGAGAGAGCUAUGUGGGGUGGUUGUCGGACGCCCUCACCCCCUCCUGGAUCUCCGGGCGCCAGUCGUACCGGCAGCUGGAGGCGGUGCGGGGGUUGCUCGGCCGGGCGGGGACCUGGGACCUGCUGCAGCUCCGCGGCGGGGAGCAGAUCCGAGGGGACUACCAGGGCUGCCCGUACGUGGCCCUCGACCGGCGGGAGACCGGCACGCUGGAGUUCUCCGGCGCCAAGACCCUGUCUCCUGAUUCGCUGUGGGCUCUGCUGGGUCACGCCCCUCGGGUAACGGUGAGGAUGUACAAGCGCGGCGCCCGUGGCUGGCUGGGCAAGACCCAGAGCGCCAGCGCCACCAUCCCCUCCGACACCCUGGUGCUGUUCAGACGCAGCGGGGAGGAAACCGAGGCCAAGAUCCCAGCCGGCACCAUCCACAGCAUCAUCCUCAGCAUCUGACCGCCACCCCCC
Messenger RNA from Gadus chalcogrammus (walleye pollock), 1179 nucleotides. RefSeq lists its product as uncharacterized. The record is from RefSeq and is a predicted model, not a curated record. The transcript has 7 exons. Lineage: Eukaryota; Metazoa; Chordata; Actinopteri; Gadiformes; Gadidae. The coding region runs from base 181 to 1167 and encodes 328 amino acids.